Messenger RNA from Phytophthora sojae, 1347 nucleotides. RefSeq lists its product as hypothetical. Gene Ontology annotation, molecular function: magnesium ion transmembrane transporter activity. The transcript is spliced from 6 exons. The coding region runs from base 1 to 1347 and encodes 448 amino acids. NCBI's taxonomy places the organism in Eukaryota, Oomycota, Peronosporomycetes, Peronosporales, Peronosporaceae. Gene Ontology annotation, biological process: magnesium ion transport. Gene Ontology annotation, cellular component: membrane. The record is from RefSeq and is a predicted model, not a curated record.
AUGGUGGCGGUGGCGCGCUUCCUCGUGGGCGUCGACGACGACGCGGACAACGUGCAGGGCAAGUGGAUCGGGCUGGCCAUCGUCAUCACGUCCGCCGUGCUCUCCAACCUCGGCGUGAACGUGCAGAAGCUCUCGCACGUGCGGGAGGAGGACAAGCCCGUGUUCGAGCGGCAGACGUACUACACGCGGCCGCUGUGGCUCACGGGGCUCGUGCUCGUGGUGCUGGGCGCCAUCGGCGACUUCGAGGCGCUGGGCUUCGCCCCGCAGGCGCUCGUGGCGUCCGUGGGCGGCGGCUUCACGGUGCUGGCCAACGUCUUCUUCGCGCACCUGUGGCUGGGCCAGAUCCUGACCAAGACGGACGUGCUGGGCACGCUGCUCAUCAUCAUCGGCGUCGUGCUGAGCACGGUGGCGAACGAGCCGGACGAGCAGAUGUCGCUGCUGGAGCUCGAGAAGCAGUUCUUCCAGCUCGGCUUCCUCAUCUACCUGGGCGUCAUGACGGCUGUGCUGGGCGGCAUCUUCGGACAGAUUGAAGCCAUCUCCAGACUGCCGAGGGCGCUGAACGAGUCCAAGUACAGGCUGCUGCCCUUCAUGUACGCGACGGCGUCGGGCAUUUUCGGGUCCUUCUCGGUGCUGCUGGCCAAGUGCGCGUCGAUCCUGCUGAUCCUGACGGUUAGCGGCGAGAACCAGUUCGUGUACUUCACGACGUACCUGUUCAUGGGCGGCAUGAUGUGCACGCUGGUGCUGCAGACGGAUCUGCUGAACCGCGCCAUCAUGGCCGGGGACACGCUGAGUGUGUUCCCCAUGUUCCAGUGCUUUUGGAUCGGGUCGAGUGUCAUUGGCGGCGUGGUGUUCUACGAAAAGUACACGCGCUUCACGCUUUUCGACUGGAUCUGCUUGCCUAUUGCGCUGGCCUUCAUUAUCAUGGGCAUCUACCUGUUGGCAAAGCACGGCGAAGACGAGGGUGACGACCCGGAAGACCCCGAGCACACUACUCCGGGCCACCGUGCGCACUUGACGGGCCAUUUCGGCGCGCUCAUGCCGCUUUCGCCUCAGGGGCACUCGUACAGUAGCUUCAGCCGGAAAAGCUUUGACGAGCGAGACAACGAGCACACGCCGCUGCGGUACACACCGUCGAACGGCCGAGUUAUCGACCACAGCGGACUCACCGCUGGGUACGCCAACGGAUACACGAACUACAACACGAAUGGCCAUACCAACGGCCACACCAAUGGCCACGACCACGACCAUCGAAAUGGCCACCCUAUCGGGCACUGGCAUGGCCCCCACGGACGGAGGCACCACGGAGACGACCUCGAAGAGCAGCGGUUGUGCAGCGGAUCUAUCUAA